This is a messenger RNA of Cannabis sativa, 1796 nucleotides long. RefSeq lists its product as uncharacterized. NCBI's taxonomy places the organism in Eukaryota, Viridiplantae, Streptophyta, Magnoliopsida, Rosales, Cannabaceae. Bases 449 to 1096 code for a protein of 215 amino acids. The record is from RefSeq and is a predicted model, not a curated record. Gene Ontology annotation, molecular function: cysteine-type peptidase activity. Gene Ontology annotation, biological process: proteolysis. The transcript is spliced from 3 exons.
UGAUUCUGUGUAUAAGGUCGUUAAAUAUGUGCGUGGUUUGUGCCCGUUGGACAACAAGAUUGGUGAACCUGUCGAUCCGCAAUUGGAAGCUGAGUUUGUCAAGUGGGUUGAUACAGGUCUUAGAAAGCAUAAAUCUAACACAACAACUAAUGUGUAUUGUAAGGGUAAGGACACAAUAUUUCCGCCAUUUCGUUUUGGUGUUGAGGACAUUAGCAACAAGAUGUGGUUUUACAACCUUGCCUACCGUAAUUGUUUCCUUACCAAUUCUGUAAGUUUUUAUUUUAUUAUUAUUAUUAUUUUACAUAUUGUUUUUUUAUUUAUUUUUUUUUAAUGUUUUUAAGUGUUGUUCUGUUAGUUUUUUAUAAGGUUGAAUGUUUUUUUACUUACUUUUUUUUUUCUUUUUGUUCAGCACAUUGACAUCAUUUUCUAUUAUCUUCGUAAGAAAAUAAUGUACUUAGCCGAGCCGAAAAUCAAAGUCACCAUAACUGAUUGCCUCUUUUGUUCUAGCAUAACAACUUUGUAUGAGAAGUUUGUUGAGAAAAACAACGAUAUAUCGGUGUUGUCUCUUUCUCACAAUGUGGCCCAGUACAUUCAAGGUGGUAAGAUAUUAUGUGCCACUCCUUGGCAUUUGGUUGAUCAUGUUGUUAUGCCUAUCAAUGUAAAAUUACAGGAUCAUUGGAUUUGUGGUCGUCUUAACAUAGUUGACAGGCGCAUAUAUCUGUACAAUUCAUUGCGUUCUGGAAGGUAUAUGACAGCUGCCAAAGAGGCUUGCAAGCCUUUCUCUGUUAUUUUACCAUAUUACUUCUCUAUGUUAGACUUCAAAGGCCUUCGCAACGAAGCUAAGUUUAGCACUAUGGAACCGUUCCCUAUUGUUGCUGUUGAUGGUUUACCCGAGCAGGUCACAGCUGAUUGUGGUGUUUUUGUUGCAUCAUUUGCUGAGUAUUUCAUUGAUGGCAAACCCAUCCCAUCCUCUGAUUUUGAUGUGGAAAUUCACCGCGAUCGUUUGGCUGUGUUAUUUUAUCAAUAUGGGAUGAAGAAGCAAACUGAGAACAUUGAAAGUGAAUCCGAGGCCCCUCCCAGCCUUCCCAAGAAGUGAUUUGUUUUUUCAAUCAGACUGUCAUUGUUCUUAUAGUUUUUUAAUGUUGUUUUAAUGUUUUUUAUGUUGUUUUUCGUAAACAAACAUUGGUGUUCUGUUGUGUUUCCUUACGUUUUGUGUGGAAAAUAUGUAAUCUUUUAUUUUUGUAUGUUUUUUCUUAUUAUUUUUAUGUACAAACAAGUUGGUAUGUUAAAGUUGUUAGUUUUUUCAUUUCACAUCCCUUCUUUUUUUGUUUUUUUUUCUUAUAGUUUCUCUGUUUUUUUGAAUACAAAUAUUCAUUUCAGUAUUAAAAACACAAACUGUUUCAAUAACAAACUUCAUAUAUAUAUUCAAUUUAGUAUCUAAUCUAAAGUAUCAACAAUUCCCAAUGUAAUCAAUGUUUUUCAAAUAAAAACUGUAUUCCCUUUGUAUUUCAGAAAUUUAAAUUCCUCAAUAUCUCAUUCUCAAAACAUAUGUGUAGUUUUCUUUUGUUUUUCCACUGUUGUUCUGUUGUUGUUUUUAUUCCCUUCUACGUCUUCUGCUGCAUGUUCUUUUGUUAUGCCCCAGUUCACCACAUUUGCUGCACUUGUUGUGUUGAUCCUUUUCCCAUCCAGCCUUCCUUCUUAAUGUUUUUGGUCUUCCUGAUUUUACUCUUUCAUGUGGAGGCAAGACUAUAAUAUUCUUCACUUCUUCCGGUACCUCCCACUCACUUUGGUGUCCU